CGAUAACGUUGGCCUGGCCAGAGUGUUGUUGGAGUUCGGAGAGAGUGGUUACGCGCCGCUGUAAGGAAGGCUUGGGCAUUGAUUCAUGGCUUCAGACAGUGAAUUUUUCCUCUAAAACCUGUGCUUGAAGUCGCUUUUGUUGAUGACACGUUUAUUCAUCUUUCCAUCACACUAAGUUAAGACAAGUGAACUGCAUUAGCUACUCUCUAGUGAUAAUUUGAAUUGAACGGGAAAAUCGUACUCUAUUUCACGUGGCUCCUGUGUAGAGAUUUCUUCUCCAAUCCUGGACAGAAAAAUGGCGAGCUGCAGUGGCAAAUCCGAUGCUGCAGGCUGUGAUAUUCCUACAGUUGCAAGCCACCUCGGCCUGGCGGAUCUGGAUCAGACUCUGGAGGACAUCCUCGCCGAACACGUAGAAUAUGUCCAGAAGUCCGUAGAUGUUUUCUGUGCACUCAUGGAGAACGAAGUGUUCUGGGGAGCCGAGGAGCGACAUUACAUCGGCAUCAUGGCCGCGUGUCGCCACAAGUGUUCAGUGUUGGUGUCGGAGCAACGUUCGCGGUUCUUGGAGUGCGGUGGUCCAGAACAUUGGCUGGAGGGCCUCCAUAACGCCCCUUACCGCCUCCAGUGCCUACACCAAACUAAUGUCAUCCUCGCUCACCGUCCAUGGAUGUUCAACCGAGCUCACAUACAACAAUUAGUGAAGUCUGGCUUGAGCUUACCGGAGGUGGUCGUGGCCGUGACGAUCAUGGCUUACUUCCAUGCCAUGUCGAGCAUGAUUCAUGCCCUGGGCAUCGAGGCUGUGUCUGGCGACAACCAGUCCAUGUAUCCUCCUAUCCCUCUUCCACUUGAGGCGUGUGGGUCGGACUCGUCGCCACGGUCGUCGGAGCUCGCUAAGGGCGGUGUGGCCGUGCUGCUGCAGCGCAUGGAGAAGAUCUCUGCCUGCCCUGACCACGUGGCCGCCCUCGGCUCCUUAUCCUCCUCCAGCAGCGAGUGCAGUGAAGGAAAUUUACACAAUAUAUCAGGCCCAGAGCUGCCUGCCGACCCAGCUCUCUUCGACACCUCCGCUGAUGACAAGUAUAGGCCUUUCUCCAAAUACUCGCCGAAUAUGAACUUCAUUUACAAAGAUUUUUAUCGAAGGGGAAACAAGAGUGAUGCUCAGACUCUCAAAUACCAACACCUAUGGGAAGACAUGGGCUUCACUACAGUAGCUAAAUUCACGUCACAAGAACUGGCAGAUUGUCUGGACAGCAAAUUCCGGACGGCGUCAAGCAUGACGUAUCACACUUGCGGCAACCGCAACAACGUCAACACUGCGCCCUUUAGACGCGCCGUCUGGAACUACACGCAGUGCCUCUUCGGCAUCCGACGUGACGAUUACGACUACAGUCACGUCAACAUGUUGCUCGAACGUCACCUGAAAGUUUUCCUGAAAACCUUGAGUGUGGCGCCCGAGACUUUCCCUGACGACCUCAAGCUCCUGCCGUCCAUACUGAAGGAGCUCAAGCCCAGCGAACAGGUUCACGUUGUGAUCUUGGCAGCUGAGGCGCGUCUGCAAGCUGAGAUGGUUUAUGCGAUGUUGGCUAUAGAGCGCUACUAUGUAUGCGGAUAAAUAGAUCAUAGCUUAAGUGUACGAUAAGAUAUUCAGCGAUCUUCGUGGCAUGACAAUUAUGUAGCGUGGCAAGUGUAUGUACAUGCGUUUUGGAUUCAAGCUCUUUAGUGCUGGUUUCAAAUAUUGAUCAAAUUCGUCGUAAUUGAGAUUGAAACCUUGUCGUGUUUUGUUGAAAGUAUUGUCUUGAGGAGUAGGAUAUAAUUAGUGUAGUGUAAACCUCUGCUCGCUGACGCUUCGAUGAUAUUGUAAGUCUUUACCGCCAUCUAUAUUGUUUCGUUUCCACUGUGGACCGCAUUUGGAUCCCCGAAACCAACGAUGUUUUGAGUUUGUUAAUGUGAUUCCUUCCCCGAUUAUAUUCUUGAACAAAUCGCGAUAUAUUUUAAGGAUAUUGUCUAUUGCAGUUAAAUUCUUCACUGUUUACAUUUGUUUGUAGCGUGUUCCUUGUGAAGUCCCGUCCGGUGUAUGACGAAUGGUUCGCAGGACUCAUGUAGAGUGUGCACCAGCUUGUAUCGCAGCUAAAAAUACCCAAAAGAUAUUCUAUUUUUCGCAGAUGUAUUCACAUUUAUUAUUAUUCAAACGAUUAUUAGUAAUUAAUGCGACGGACUUAUUUAUUAUUUAAAUAAGUCAGUCGUAUUAUUAGCAUACAUAAUUAGUAUUGUCAGUGGUAGAACUUUUGUGAAUUCUACGAAGUCGUAAUUACUUUGUCUUUCAUCGUUGUUGGUAGCUUUUGCUACACUGGACUUGGACAACUACCUAGAAUGUCUGCCGUCAAUGCUGAUUCCUGAUGAUGCAGUUUCCAUGUAUUGUAGUUAAAGCACAAAUAACCGAACGCUUCCUUUUCAAGAGCUUCACAUUCUGCACAGAUGUUGGCCAAGUGUGCUACUUUUGUAUAAAAUAUAAUUCUGUCGAAAUUAAAUCACCUUUUUCUUUCAGAGACAUAAAUCGUCGUUUGGUGCUAACGUUUGUUCUUUUCUAAUGCGGUCAGUCCAGAUCCACUUCAAACACCAAAAAGCAGCAUCAACCCAGUCCAGAUUAAAUGGCUGCAUGCAUGCUUUUCUUCCUCAAAGCAAAUUAUGGUUACAAAGUCUUCAUUUUUCGCCGACUAGUGCGAGAAAAUUUUAUUUUGGUGUGAUGCUAUUGUGACCUGCACUUGUGUGUUCUUAAACUUUGCUGGAAACUCAGUGUAGAAUAUAUUUAAAUCCUUCAACUUUCGCCUUUUAUGAAUAUUCAGUUGAUAAGAUCAGUUAGGUUGGUGAUAUCUCAGUAUAUUAAUUUCUAUUCAUAAGAGUUCUGAAGUAGGUAAAAAUUCAAUUCAUACACUAAUAUUUUCAACUCAGUUUAAGACUGGGAAAAAAUUUUACGUCGGUACUUGUUACGUACGCAAUUAUUUGAGAACAGACGCGAUCAAUGAAGAUGAAUCUUGCAGCGAUGGAUUUAUGUUCAUUUGAUCUUUAAAAACAUCGUUUCCAUAAUUAUGCUACUAAUUUUUUGCUCAAUUAAAAUAAGAAUUCUUUUAGAAUUUAACAAUAUUGUAUUAGUUCCUGUAAUGAUCAAGAGUUUCAUUGUAAUUCUAUUAUGUACAUUGCACAAUUCAACGAUUCGAUUUGUUUAGCUUUGGAAAUUUAUUCCUUCAGUCUUUCUGUUCGGGUUUUUACUGACUGUAUGGAAUUCGCUAGUAAUGUUCAAUUUGAAUUAGUUAAUAUUAGAUUGCCCUGUGUACGUCGGGCCUGCGUUGGUGCUAUUAUUUUGUGUUUUACCAAUUGACACAGGUUAACUUUUAUUUUCAGAUAUAAAUAGUGAGAACUGGUAGAUUUUAAGUCUGCUGGACGCUUUAGAUGACGGUAGAUGCCUUCAUUCAUUAUUAUAUUUAAAGAGGAACACAUUUUAGGGAGACUUGUCUGGAAGCUUUUGGCUAUUUAUUUUUCGUAUUGUGCUGAAUGUUCGUUCGUGGACGCACUGUUAGAGCUGCCAUUUCUGGGCACGCGUUUGUUCCGGAAGAGUUGCUAAAUUAUUUAGCCUUCCCGGCGCGCGGGAACUGUCUUAUUACUGUCACGCUAUUGUUUUCAUUCACUUAGAGAGCAACUUGACAUUUAUUCGGGGAAUCCAGACGUGAAAACGCAACAGGACCGGAAUAUUCCUGAAACAGACAAUGGCCGUGCAGAGAACUUUGAAGUAAUCGGCGAUAAGGUCUAAAUGGGUUCUUGAUUUCUAGGUGGCAAUUAAACUGGAAAUUAGGGACGAUUUUCAAGAAUUCAAUCUAACUUUUUUUUUUACAAUACAGAAUGCUGCUUCAUCGUUAUUAAUCACUGAUUAUUUUUAAGUUAGCGCCAGUAAUCUCACUCAAGUUUCAUGUGUCUGGAGCAAGUUUCAAGAUCUGAUUCUAUGUCGCGACAUUAAUCAUUUUCCUUGUUAAUUUUAAUAUUAUUCAACUUUAAGAUUUUCGCAAGAUCGCUUCACAUUGAGAACUCUUUUGAUUCAAGAGGCUUGCUGAACAAAAGCAGGAGCUGCAGGAGAAAAAAAUUAGACUUCAAGCCACAAUUUGUUUUCGAAAUCGUACAUCUGUGAGAGUACAUUCAGUGCAGCUGAUGCGCAGCCUACUGAAUUAUCAUGCGCUGUGCACACAUUUUUUAACACAGCCUGUGACACACAAUGAAACUUCGUAUUAUUUAUGCACCACCUACCAUCACUGAUGAAAUGCAACAAAAAUGAUAUAAUUUGUAAUUAAUUUCCAGUUUGUCGACCUUAGCAAAUUUCACAAGUUUAGUUGAAGAUCGUACACCCACAGUAAUAAAAAAACAGUAUAAUUCAGUGAAGUGAAGUGUUACUGUAUGCAGUCGUUCAACUUCAUUGUUACACACAUCAAGCCGAUAAUUUAUCGCAGCUAAAUGCAUAGUGUUUCAUGUUGGGUUUCAUAUGACCUAAGAUAAGCGACUAUGCCCAUGUGAUGCAUGCUCGUUUGUUUCGCACACUCGAUGCUUUGUAAUGAUCUAAACGUUUUAAUUCCGCUAAGAAAAUGUAUAACAUUAUAGGUUGGAAUAAAAUACUUCAUUGCUGGAGUAAUGUUGAAACAAAAUAAAUCUCCGCUUAACAUAUUUGUUGCGCUUAAGCCAA
Molecule: messenger RNA, 4717 nt
Organism: Hyalella azteca
Lineage: Eukaryota; Metazoa; Arthropoda; Malacostraca; Amphipoda; Hyalellidae
Product: sestrin-2-like
Exons: 9
Coding region: 296-1606 (436 amino acids)
Biological process (GO): regulation of response to reactive oxygen species; cellular response to L-leucine; cellular response to leucine starvation
Cellular component (GO): nucleus
Molecular function (GO): L-leucine binding; oxidoreductase activity, acting on peroxide as acceptor
Source: RefSeq, a predicted model, not a curated record